UGGCAGAGCUCAGGGAGACCGACUUUCACAUCCAAAGGUCUUUAGCAGGCACUUGGCAAGCCAAUCGUCUUGUUUUAUCUUUGUUGUACACGGUUUAGGCUCAAGCCAGGAUUGUACCUCGCCAAUGGACGCUCCCUCGACGCCCGCAACUGCCGACUUCUCCUCGACGCCCCCGAAACGCACGAAGAUCGUUCUUCUUGGCGACCAGAGCGUCGGGAAGACCAGUCUCAUCACAAGAUUCAUGUACGAUACGUUUGACAACACCUACCAGGCCACCAUCGGUAUUGACUUCCUGAGCAAGACUAUGUAUCUGGAGGACCGGACGGUGCGGUUACAGUUGUGGGAUACUGCCGGACAGGAACGCUUCCGUUCACUAAUACCAUCGUACAUCCGUGAUUCGUCUGUAGCUAUAGUCGUGUAUGAUAUCACGAAUCGACAAUCCUUCCUCUCAACGUCAAAAUGGAUAGACGACGUUCGGUCAGAACGGGGGAACGACGUCAUUAUUGUACUCGUCGGCAACAAGGCCGAUCUGUCGGAGAAACGCCAAGUUACUAUAGAGGAGGCAACUGCAAAAUCGACACAAAUGAACAUCAUGUUCAUGGAAACGUCAGCAAAAGCUGGACAUAACGUGAAGAGCUUGUUCAAGAAGAUCGCUCUAUCGUUACCUGGUAUGGAGAAAGAAGGCCAAACAGAUGCUCAGAAUACCAAAAUCGAUGUUACGACACAGCAGGCUGCCACCGUACCAGAGGCAUCACAGUGCAAUUGCUGAUUCACCAUUUCCGAUGUGACGAUACGUGCUACCCCCUUAUGAUAUUAUAUACCUGUUUUGCUUGCCCGUGUUGCAAACAAGUACGUUCUGCUGCUCCCCCAGAUCGACGAGCCAUUACAAAUUAUUUGUGACACAAUGCAACGGACUUUCUCGGCUUCCCAUCGUUAUCCCCUUCAACCGCGAUUCAUUGUGUUUCCCGCUCCACGCGGAUUAACAUCCUUGAACUGCGCCCACUGUUCGUCUU
Molecule: messenger RNA, 1013 nt
Organism: Suillus clintonianus
Lineage: Eukaryota; Fungi; Basidiomycota; Agaricomycetes; Boletales; Suillaceae
Product: GTP binding protein
Exons: 6
Coding region: 125-769 (214 amino acids)
Molecular function (GO): GTPase activity; GTP binding
Source: RefSeq, a predicted model, not a curated record